This is a messenger RNA of Glycine soja, 1128 nucleotides long. RefSeq lists its product as uncharacterized. The transcript is spliced from 3 exons. The coding region runs from base 339 to 770 and encodes 143 amino acids. Lineage: Eukaryota; Viridiplantae; Streptophyta; Magnoliopsida; Fabales; Fabaceae. The record is from RefSeq and is a predicted model, not a curated record.
ACCGGGAACCGAAUGCAAACAAGUUUACCACCAAUUUUCUUCGUCUACAGAUGAGCCCUAAUUUAUUCAAAAAGAAAAGAUGAACCCUAAUUUCCUCUGUCUCUGAACUUGGAAGAUCUGGUUUCCAUUAUCUCCUCCAUCUUCACGUUCCGAAAUUGUAGAUAGAAGAUCACACUUGCUCAAUUCCCUUCUCAAGCUUUCAGAAGAUCGUCUAUAUCCUCGAGAUUGGAUGGGGGCGAGGAAUCUCAGAAUGUUUUUUUUGUGCGAAUAAACCAUCAAAUCGGUCGCUAAAGUAUUACCCCUCUCCUAAGUAGUCCUUAAAUUAUUGUUGGUUGGCAAUGCAAGAUCCAAGGAUUCCUUUGUCAGAGGAGAUCUUGAAUAAUAAACCAAGGAAGAAGAAAAACUCAACCCAGAAGGCAUCUUUAUUUCUUUUGCAAGCGAAUGGUGUCAAGGAAGAUGGACAGGCAUCUCUGUCUUUAAAAUCAGGACAGAAGGGUUCCAAGAGACACUUGAUGACUGAAGUCUCACCACCUUUUCAGAAACAAGAAGGUUCCAAUUCAGAUUCGUUGCCUGACUCCUCUGCUGCUGGAAAUGAGUACCGCGCAUUGAGGAGGAAGUAUAUGCUGCUGGAGGAUGAGAGCUUUGCAUUAGGGAAAGAGGUUAGAGAGGUCGAAGAUGAGGUAAAAACCCUUGAAGAUGAAAAGAUUGCACUGUUGGAUCAGCUUGUUGUAAUGGAAGGCCUUGUUAAUCCAGCGGAGAAGCACUCAUAGUGUUUGCAACUAUGCUAACACUCUGUAUGUCAUUUCAUCUCCUGAUCAUGACACCUAUAUGUACUAUAUAAUGUCUAAAAUAGAAGUGUCAGUGUUGGCUCCUUUUGUCUAGCUCUAGAAAUUGGAUGAUAAAAAUCAUUUGUAGAGAUAUUAAGUUGAAAUUCCAUCGUUGUUUAGGUUUUAGGCAGAAUACUUUAAUAAUUAUGUCUUUAAUCAUGGUAAAUGUUCAUAUUUCUUGUUCACUAUGUUAUAGUUUCCUAUGAAUUGUGAUGUGCAUUGUAUUGUUUUAUACGGCAGCAAGAUUCUGUCAUUGGGCAAUGAACUUCUGGUUCAAGUAGACAUCCAAGUUUACUGUCAA